Molecule: messenger RNA, 2223 nt
Organism: Owenia fusiformis
Lineage: Eukaryota; Metazoa; Annelida; Polychaeta; Sabellida; Oweniidae
Source: the annotation of a GenBank genome assembly
AUGUACGUUUUCUUACUUACAGAGGGUAUAUCUUUUGUAGCAUCGGGAGAAGAUAUAGUGGUCAUAAAAGGUCCACAGGAUAGGGCUGUGUUUUCUGGACAGAAUACUGAGUUGACUUGUCAUAUUGACCCUAUUGCAUCUGGAGCUACUCAUGUUGUACAGUGGAUAGGUCAUACUAACAGAACAGGAGUUGGUAAACCAUUAUCGGUUAAUGAUAGAAUAACUGUGACGGAUAUACCAAAUAAGUUCUCUAUACAUACAGAGAAACCAUACAACCUUGGUCUACAGAACACUGACUUGGAUGAUGCUGGAAAGUACACUUGUAAUAAUGUACUAAUUGGAGCACCGAUAGGUGGACUAGAACCUCAGUUGGUUGUCCUUGGGGAGAGAGAUGGUAGCCAGAAACCCACUAUUACUUGGACACUUAAUGGUAUUGAGCAAACUGCAACACCUGAUGAGACUACACCGGGGGUCUUCAAGUCAACGUUUACUAAAACAGCAUCUAGUGUUGAUAACCAGAAGGAAUUAAAUUGUUCUCUCAGGGUACUGAAUAUCCAACAACACUGUUCCACUAGGCUUAAUAUACAAUAUCCAGCACUUAAGCCGACCCUUUUUGUCAAUGGCAACAAUAUUCCAGACCAAGCUAUAUUACAACGUACAGUAGGGACAAAUGUACUACUAAAAGGAGAAUCAUUAGCAAACCCUAAUCCAACGUACAUAUGGCAGUUUAGAACAACGAGUGAUCCAAACUUUAGUACUGGGGAAUUUGGAGAUGCAAAACAUAUCAACAACAUCCAAUUCAACCAGGCAGGGAUAUACAGAUGCUGUGCUAGCAAUAACUUGAACGGUUAUCGGGAAUGCAGUGAAUUGACAAUCUAUGUUGUUGGUAGUUCAACAGGAAAUAUCGUCGGGGGAGUUCUUGGUUCACUUGUUGCCAUCAGCAUCAUCGCUGUACUUGCAUUCUUCGUAGUCAAGCUGCACAAUGAAAACAAACGAUUAAAGAAAGAAAACUCGUUAUUACAAAAGGAUUCAAACAAUCGCACUAGUUCAACUGGCGAGGUAAAUGUUGUCUUUCAACAAAGUCAAAAUGUUCCAUAUGAAGAAGUUGACUUUAAGACAAACACAUAUGCUCAGCUUAACAAAGAUGAUAUCAACCUGCACAUUCCAUCUGAUACAUCUGACAAAGAAUAUCCAAUGGAAACAAUUGACAUCGGGGCCUCAUUAGGUGCUGGUGAGUUUGGAGUUGUAAAACUAGUGAAUGUCAAUACUAUGCCGAAUGCCCCAUUUAUGGCCGCUGCAAAGAUAUUAAAAGAUAAUGCAUCUGAUGACGACCACCGGGCCCUACUUCGUGAAUUGGAUCUAAUGAAGCAGUUACCCAAACAUAACAAUGUUGUGGAACUUCUAGGUUACUCAAAAUACAAUGACCAAACGAUGAUACUCGUUGAGUAUCUACCCUUGGGAGACCUGCAAAGCUACCUACGAGCCAACAAAGCAAGGGAUGUUGGAGAAAGAGACUUGUAUAGCAGAACGUCACAAGGUCGUCUUCCCAUUAGAUGGAUGUCUCCUGAAGCUCUGUUCCACAAUAUUUACACAACCAAGAAUGAUGUAUGGGCCUAUGGUAUACUCCUCUGGGAAAUACUUACAUUCGGAUCGACGCCUUAUACUGGGAUGAAUGGCAAAGAAGUCAUGGAAUUUGUGAAAGCUGGGAAGGUGAUGGACAGGCAACAGCAUUUUAAAUCAGAGAUAUAUAAUGUGAUGGCCGAAUGCUGGUGUCACGAUGCGGGUAGACGACCAACAUUCUCAGAUCUCGUGUCCAAAAUGGAGAACAUCUUACAGGAAGAAACCCUUAUAUGGAAAUGAAAGACUUCAAUGAGGCUCUUUAUGUUAAUGUUAACCCAAGAAAUCUCGAGGAAAAACUUUAAUUACUUAAGAAGCUAUAAGUUUACUAAAGCAAUAAGACAAAUAUGAGCGACAGAUAUGAUGAUGAACUGCUUUUAAGGUCUUCUUAGGUCUUAUUACUUGGCAAUGUUGAAAAAGAUGUUUCUUUAGUGAUUUAAACUAUAAAACAAUUGUACGAUUUUCAGGUCAUUGUAGCACUGUUUCUAUUACAUAUUGUUCUCCGAUCGAAUAUAAUACUGCUUUCACUUGUUGAUAUUCUGUUAGAUUCAGAUGCAGAAAUACUGAUAUCCCUCUUGUUUGAAAGGUGGAUUUGAGUUUUUUGAG